Molecule: messenger RNA, 483 nt
Organism: Quercus lobata
Lineage: Eukaryota; Viridiplantae; Streptophyta; Magnoliopsida; Fagales; Fagaceae
Exons: 1
Coding region: 1-483 (160 amino acids)
Source: RefSeq, a predicted model, not a curated record
AUGAGGGUCAGAGAAACCCUUUGGAGUUAUGCCAGCCGGUACUGGGAACUCUACAAUGAGAUUGGUGGGGGAAAUGAGAAGAUUGCGGCAAGCACCUUUAGGAUGGAGCUCCCCGAAGACUCUGAAUUACGGGAGUCAUUGACAAAAAGACCUCCCGAGGAUAUGAGACAGCUUAUGAGACGCAUUGAGGAGUACAAACGCUUGGAAGAUGAUCGGCUGCAGAAUAAGGGGAAAGCACCAUUACUCGGGAGAUCUCGGCAGGGCAUUAUGCCAGCAAGACCUAAAAAAGAUUUCAGGAUGCAGGAACCAGAGGUGCAAAUUGGAGUUAAUGUGGCAUUCAAAAAGCUUGUGCACAAAAUCCUAGACCGGAUUAAGAACGAAUCGUUCUUCAAGUGGCCAAACAAAAUGGGGGGUGACCCAUCUCGGAGGAACCAAAACCUGUAUUGCAUAUACCAUAAGGAUAAAGGGCACACCACCGAGUAG